AUGGAGAGUGAGGAGUUUCUAGGUGCUCUUAAGAAUGAUACCCCUCGUCCUCUACCGGAGGAUUUCGCGAUAAGGAGCCUGGUCUAUACUGAGGACUACCUGCUAUCGGUAGUAGAUAAGUGGGCUGAUCUAGAGGAUGCUGCAAUCACUUUCUCGGCGUUUGGCGAACAUAAUGAAUAUAGUUAA
Messenger RNA from Clonostachys solani, 186 nucleotides. NCBI's taxonomy places the organism in Eukaryota, Fungi, Ascomycota, Sordariomycetes, Hypocreales, Bionectriaceae. The record is from the annotation of a GenBank genome assembly.